Messenger RNA from Klebsormidium nitens, 1832 nucleotides. NCBI's taxonomy places the organism in Eukaryota, Viridiplantae, Streptophyta, Klebsormidiophyceae, Klebsormidiales, Klebsormidiaceae. The record is from the annotation of a GenBank genome assembly.
GCAAUGCCAGCAUUGGGUUCAGCGAAUGUUCAUGUUCGCAUGCCGCGAAGUGCAGCUGCUUGUCCUUCUUUGUGAACAGGACAGAACAGCUGAAAGGGCACACGAGGAAACAGAAACAUCUGCGAAGUCAAGAUGGACGGGUUCAAUGAGGAGAUUUUAGUGGAGAAGCUGUCCAAGCUGAACAAUUCGCAGACGAGCAUUGAGACUCUCUCUCACUGGUGCUGCUUCCACCGGGCCAAGCGGUCCAAGCAGGUGGUGCAGAUAUGGGGUCAGGAGUUCACUCGAGCUCCCACGGAGCGCAAGGUCACUCUGCUGUACUUGGCAAACGACAUCCUCCAGAACAGCCGCAAGAAGGGCCCCGAGUUCGUCAACGAGUUCUGGACCGUGCUGCCCCCACUACUGACGGACAAGAAAAACAAUGGCGACCAGGCUCUACAGCAAGCUGUGGCACGUCUGGCCAAGAUUUGGGAUGAGCGGAAAGUGUUUGGAAGCAAGGGGGCCACCCUCCUCCAGAUUGUGAGCCCGCGGGGGGUGUCGGGAGCCGCGCCUGCACUCAGCAGGUCUCCCAGUAUCAAGAGCAUAGCGGGGCCUGCAUACGCUGCGCUAAUCACGUGCCUGAAGGCGGUGCACGACGCAUCCGAGGAGGAGAAGCAGGCCCUUGAAGAGAGCCGCGCAGCCACCCGCAUUGCCAGGGACUUGCAACAGCAGGCGGAGGCGGCCGCUGUAGCGGGGCGUCCGCCGACGCCGUCUCUCUGGUCGGACCUUCGGACACAGCAGGCCGCCCUGGGCCGCAGCACGGACCGGCUCCGGGCCUUUGAAACGAAGCGCACCAACACGAUCACGCUGCUUUCAGAGGCGCUUCGAAAGCAGGAAACUGAGCGGACCGCUCUUCGGGACGAAGUGAAGGCUGCCGCCGCAUGUACCCAGCAAGCGGAGCAACUACGAAGCCGGCUUGAGGCUGGCAGCGCCGCGGCGCCGAACCCAAGCGCCCGGGAGGACCCCCCGGGCACUCACGAGCCACAGAUGUACUCCCCUACCCAAGCUGGAAUGACCGGGAAUUUCCCCCCCGGUUACACAGCGACCCCUCCAGCCCAGUACGCGCCUCCCCCGCCUGAGCCUUACCAGUCAGAGCCUCUACCGUACCAGUCUUUCCACGCCCCGGGUGUAAGCGAAGCUCCCCCGGGGGGGCAAGACGUGUCGGCCGCAGACUUCGCGGCGAGCCUCGCGGCGAUCGAGAACCCCGCGGACUUGCUGCAAGCGUUCUCGUCGCUGAGUCAGGAGGGGCUGGCAACGCUGGGUAAUUUCGCGGCGUUUCAGGAAGGUGUUAAGAGGCAGAGGGUCGAGGGGCCGCCGCAGCCAGGGCACUAUGCUCCGCCUGGAGCCCAGGUUGCGAACGAACUAGGGGCGGGGCAUUUGCAGGGACCUCCUCCGGUCUGGCACCAGUCGCAGGAGGUACAUAACUACGGUAUGCCGCAGUACCAACAGCAUCAAUAGGAUGUGGGCGUAAGCAAGGGUUUCAACAUCUGAGGUGAAGCAUUGGAAGAGGACUGAUGUUCAAACACAAUCGCAAGCUUUGUAAUACUUCGCUGUUUACAUCUAAGGUUUUUAGUUCAUCCGCUUAAAACUCCUUUCAACCCAUGAUGGUCUUGGCAAAGGGCAUGCUUUGCAUCAUAAGACCCGCCUUGCCACCGCCUUGCCUGAGUGAGAGCGCCAGUAGCGAUAGGAGGCCGUUACCGACUAGACACAUCAGAAGCUCUGACAGAUGGUAUUGCCACAACGACCUUCUGCAUCCUCAAACUGGGAACAAGAGUAUUUGACAUGUUGACCUGGCC